CUAUGCAUGCCUUGUUUUCCUGUUGGUAGCAUCUGUUGCUGCGGAUUUAGUUGAAAAUCAAAGUCAACAUGAGAAGAAAUCCGCUUUAACAUCUUUAAAGUUAAACUAUAAACUACAAUAGAGUUUGAUGUUUACACCGGACUAGAUGAGGGGGGGUGGGGUUCCGCCCCUGGAGGAGGCGGGGCUUGAAUUCCAAAGUGGGAACGAGUUUCCUCUCGAGACGUCACUCCGGGAUAGGCUGCGAUCCGCCGAGCUGCGCUGUCACUCAUCGGGAUUUCGAGCUGAUCACCAUCGCUUCCUCCGGACGCGACCCCCCCAGCCUGGAGAAAGUAGCCUUACCCGUCGCGGGAUUAAAGUGAUCGCCAGUCCCGUCGCUUUCGUCGAAACUGCCAGUGAGAGACGGGGGUUCGUGCCGUGUUGGGUUUUCUAAAUGCGGCACGAAGCUAAAAUGAUGCCGAUGUUCCUAACUGUAUACCUCAGUAACAAUGACCAGCAUUUUACUGAGGUUCCCGUCACCCCGGAGACGCUAUGCCGGGACGUGGUGGAGUUGUGCAAGGAGCCCGGAGAAGCGGACUGCCACCUGUCCGAGAUGUGGCGUGGAUCUGAGCGAGCCGUAGGCGACGCAGAGAGGAUGCUGGAUGUUCUCCAGCGAUGGGGAAAGCACAUAGCAGAGGUGCGCUUCUUUCUGCGCCACAACCGAGCCCCCAGCAGGGAAUCAGGAGGCUCCAGGGGCUCAGAGCCGAAGAGGAAUGGAGUGAAGGGUCCUCAAGAAAGGAGGAUGGAGAACGGGGUGGCGACACCCCGCAUGGACAUGACGCUGGCAGAGCUUCAAGAGAUGGCGUCCAGGCAGCAGCAGCAGAUAGAGGCUCAACAACAGCUCCUCGCUUCCAAGGAGCAGCGGCUGCGCUACUUGAAGCAGCAGGAGCAGCGUCAGCAACAGCAGGCCUCUGAGCAGGAGAAGCUGCAGCGCCUCCGAGAGAACGUUGAGAACCAAGAGACUCGGCUCAAGAAGGUCCGGGCAAUCAAGGGCCAGGUGGAGCAGAAACGCCUCAGCAACGGCAAACUGGUUGAGGAGAUAGAACAGAUGAACAACCUGUUCCAACAGAAGCAGAGAGAGCUAGUGAUGGCUGCAUCAAAGGUUGACGACCUAAGCCGACAGCUAGAGUUGCUGAAAAAUGGCAAAAUGGAAAACAUCCAUGACAACCAGAGCUCCGUCGCCGAACUAGACCGACUCUACAAGGAGCUACAACUGAGGAACAAGCUAAACCAGGAUCAGAACUCUAAGUUGCAGCAGCAGAGAGAGAACCUGAACAAGCGCAACCUGGAGGUGGUUGCCAUGGACAAACGGAUCACUGAGCUCCGAGAUCGGCUGUGGAAGAAGAAGGCAGCACUGCAGCAGAAAGAGAACUUGCCUCCUCAGAUGCCCCGACAUUCACAGAUCCCCCAUGCCAACAAUGGCUACCCUGGUAAAGAGAGGGCUUCAAAAGAGAUUCAUACUCAGCAGCCCUCUGAUAGCCUGGCCGGACAGCAGACAGGUCCAUCUCGAGUGGCAGCGGUCGGCCCAUACAUCCAAUCAUCCACCAUGCCCCGGGGCCCAGUGAGACAUGACCUGCUUGUAAAGCCAGCCUACCCUGAUGGCACUGCCACCCUACCAGCCCACGAACCACAGAGCAAGGCCGGGGCAGGUCCAGAAUCUAACACCAACGGUCAUGGUCCUUCUUCGACACUACCACGAAUCUCCUCUCACUCCCACGCAAGCGCAGAACAAGAUGAGACGGAACUGAAGAGAGACAGGAAGGUACGUCCACUUUCCAUGUUCGAGUCAACAGAAGUUCCCACCACCUCCCUCCGCAAAAACCAGAGCAGUGAUGACCUGGUCAGGGAUGCUCAUUCUGCCCCCAAGGCUCCGGUCAAGGUGCCUCCUCCCGUCCCCACCAAACCAAAAGGCCCAGGUGUUGUGCCGUACGGCAAACCAGGCCUCAACACAGGCACUUUCCCUAAAGCCAAGCCCCACAGCCAGCAACCCCAGGCUGCCCAGAACCGCACCCCUAUGACACCCUCACAGAGCCAGACACUCCCCCUGCCCCCCAAGCAGGACGCUCCACCUGCAGCCACCGUACGGCCCUUCACCCCAGAGCUGCCCUCCUCCAAAGAUAUGAGUAAGCCCCAGACCUUAGCGGCCAGCUCCAUAUACUCCAUGUACACACAGCAACCUGGCUCAGCCAAGCCCUUCCAGCCCAGUUUGCAGGGUGUUCUCAACAGGUCCCAGAACCGCAACAACGGAUUCACCAGUGUGUACGGUAAACCAGUGAUCCCAAUUGGAGGCCCCUUAUAUCCAGAGAACCCGUACCUGGACCGCCGCUCCCCUGCUCCAGAGUUUGAAGUUGACCACAAUGGAGCCGUCAAUGUUGGUCCCAUCUCAUCUGAGAGCCCCCAACCAGAAACGGAGCGCACCCCCCGGCCCCUCAGCCCCACCAAGUUGCUUCCCUUUAUUUCUAACCCCUACAGACAUCAGAGCGAGGGUGACUUGGAGGCCCUGAGAAAGAAACUCUACAACGCCCCGAGGCCCCUGAAGAAACGUAGCUCCAUCACUGAACCGGAAGGUCCUGCAGGACCCAACAUUCAGAAACUCCUGUAUCAGAAGACCACACUGGCAGCUAUGGAGACCAUUGUGACCACACCAACCACCCCCACUUACGCUGGUGAAGCAGAGAAGGUGGCAGAGGGAUCUGUGGGGCCACCAAACCUUCUAAUGGGGGCAGAGAACCACCCUUCAGAGACAGGACCUGCUCGGGAGGGAGGACAGCCGCAGUCUUCCCUUUCUGUCCCUGCUGAACAAACUAAAACGCCUUCAGCUAUCCCAGAGACCGAAGACAUCAUCCCCCCUCCUCCUCCAUCCCACCCGGCCCCCAGGCCAGAUGAUGCCAUUUUCCUACCACCACCCCCUGCUGGCUUGGAAGACAUAAUCCCCCACUUGCCUCCUCCACCUCCAGAGGGCUUCCUUGAGGAGUUCCCUCCCUACCCACCUCCACCGUACCCCAGCGGAGGGGAGCAGGACAGUUUGGGAGAGGACACCUUUAACAUGAAGGCACCAGAGGUCACGGGCCAAGUCACACUACCACCGGGGAAGAGGACCAACUUACGCAAGCUUGGCUCUGUACGCAUCGAUCACAGCAUGAGAGUGAAGUUCAACCCACUGGCUCUGCUGCUGGACUCGUCUCUGGAGGGAGAGUUUGACCUGGUCCAGAGAAUCAUCUAUGAAGUUGAGGAUCCCAGUCUGCCCAACGAUGAAGGCAUCACAGCUCUACAUAACGCUGUCUGUGCCGGACACACUGAGAUUGUCAAGUUUCUGGUUCAGUUUGGAGUUAACGUCAAUGCUGCUGACAGUGAUGGCUGGACACCUCUUCACUGUGCUGCAUCCUGCAACAACGUGCAAGUGUGCAAGUUCCUGGUGGAGUCCGGCGCUGCGGUGUUCGCGAUGACUUACAGCGACAUGCAGACGGCAGCUGAUAAAUGUGAAGAGAUGGAGGAGGGCUACACCCAGUGCUCGCAGUUCCUCUAUGGUGUGCAGGAGAAGAUGGGCAUCAUGAACAGGGGUGUGGUCUACGGCCUGUGGGACUACACCAGUGAAAACCCUGAUGAGCUGACGUUCGGCGAGGGAGACUGCAUGACCAUCAUCCACAGAGAAGACGAGGACGAGAUGGAAUGGUGGUGGGCACGCAUGGCCGACACUGAGGGUUACAUUCCCCGCAACCUCCUCGGGCUCUAUCCCAGAAUAAAGCCUAGACAGAGGACCCUGGCUUAAAACACAAAGACCCUGGACAUUCCAGUCAGCCAGCGUGCGCGUGAACACACACAAACACACCCACACGCUUUAACAGACUGGAAAAGAGACAGACUCUGCUGAAAUGAAGAGACAACGACAGACCAAACGAUAUGAAGGAUCAGCUCUGAGUUCUUUCUGGCACUUUUCUGUUUCUACAAUAGAAGGAUUCUCUCCCUCUCUCUCUAUCUAUCUCUCUAUCCCUCUCUCGCUCCCUCUUACUGUGUACUUUGUACUCAAGACACUAAUGGCAUUGUUUUUCCUUGACCCUGCUGUUUUUGUACUUAGCAUCUGAACUACUCAGCUACUAUAUCUAAAGUGACAGAAACUCAAAACUUGGGAUGUAAAAGGAACGAGCAGUAUUUUCAUUUCUAGAAAGUGAUUUUGACACUUUUGAACUGUUCUUUAUUUUCUAACAAACUUGGGGCUCUACGUUGCAUGUGGUGAACGAGUGGAUGAUUCUUUCGAAUUGCUGAGUAACCGUGCCUCUGUAUAUCUGCACUGGAGAUGAAAAAUUUCAGCUGUGACCACCACUGUUCUGCCUACAUUGAUGGAAUAUGAAAUGAUGGGUGGGAAAGACAGACGGUGAAGCUUUUGAUCGAUCUUUUGCUGUUCACGCUGUGGUCGAUGAUGCCCAGAAAUCCAGUCUCCUGCUGUGACACGUGUUUAAGAUGCCACAAGAUACUGUGUAUACAUGUACUUCUGUCGCACAAUCUAGUGAAACGUUGCCGUAGGAAUGAUAUUGUUAUGAAAAUGGAUUUCAAAGUAUGAAUUUGAGAAUACAAUCAUAUAAUGAGGCAAGCCUAAUACCAAGAACCUUGACUUUUUGUAGUGAUCCGUAAGAGAUGAUUCAUUAUAUUGUAAAGUCACAACGGUCAAACAAGUCAAGUCAUCUCUUAAAAGCAAAAAAUGACAUUCCCAAAACUCACUUUAUCACAUUUCUCUGUCAACUCAGAUGUAUUUAUUUUUGUUAUGUUUUUCUUUAGCUCUUUUGUCAGUUAUAACCACAAAUGUACUGUAGUAUAUCAAACAUUUACAAUAAAACAAUUUGUACUAA
Messenger RNA from Pleuronectes platessa (European plaice), 4880 nucleotides. RefSeq names its product apoptosis-stimulating of p53 protein 2. Gene Ontology annotation, cellular component: nucleus. Bases 431 to 3805 code for a protein of 1124 amino acids. Gene Ontology annotation, biological process: signal transduction; regulation of apoptotic process. Lineage: Eukaryota; Metazoa; Chordata; Actinopteri; Pleuronectiformes; Pleuronectidae. Gene Ontology annotation, molecular function: p53 binding. The record is from RefSeq and is a predicted model, not a curated record. The transcript is spliced from 21 exons.